UACGUGAGAGUAAAGUUUAAUUUCACUCGUUAAUUUAUAUUAUAAUACUGCGGUAAUCAGCAGCCUAUGUAUUAUAAUUUGAUCUGCAUGUUUCGUAUUUUUAUAUUUGAAUAAUUCAUUGUAUCCUAAAACAGUAAAGAAUGUAUGCAUGUGUGCUUUAUAUAUAUUGUAUGUAUAAAGCUCCCUUGAUAAUAAUAAUAAUAUUUAUAGGGGGGAGAGAAAAACAACGAAAGUAUAGAAUGAACAAUAAUAAAUAUAGUGAUACAAGUUUUAAAAGUUACGUUUCAUUUUUAUUUUUAAACUCCUUGAUGAAAACUUGGAUACUAUCAUGCUGGUACGACAUUUCCUUUUUUAAUUAGGUAUGACCGAAAAUUUCCGAAUUUAUUGAAUAAAUGCUAAUCGUCCAACUUCGUUAACAAGUUUUAAACAAAGAAAAAAAAUUUUCUAGGGUUUUCCUGAAAGUGUGUCAAAAAAAAUUUUUUGGGGUAUACCUUUUUUUAAAAAAAUUUUU
This is a messenger RNA of Rhizophagus irregularis DAOM 181602=DAOM 197198, 511 nucleotides long. The record is from RefSeq and is a predicted model, not a curated record. NCBI's taxonomy places the organism in Eukaryota, Fungi, Glomeromycota, Glomeromycetes, Glomerales, Glomeraceae.